This is a messenger RNA of Pomacea canaliculata, 4123 nucleotides long. Its product is annotated as myogenesis-regulating glycosidase-like. Gene Ontology annotation, biological process: carbohydrate metabolic process. Gene Ontology annotation, molecular function: hydrolase activity, hydrolyzing O-glycosyl compounds. The coding region runs from base 151 to 2196 and encodes 681 amino acids. The record is from RefSeq and is a predicted model, not a curated record. The transcript has 8 exons. Lineage: Eukaryota; Metazoa; Mollusca; Gastropoda; Architaenioglossa; Ampullariidae.
CUGUAGGAGAAACGGUGCUCCUAAAGACUAGCUGGUACUCGCACUGUCGAAAGUGCUUGUGACUGUGGUUGACGACUGUCCUCACCGCUCGCUGCUUUGUCCUCAGUAAUUUAGUCCUUAGACAAGCGCAAGAGCUAACCUGGAAUCAUAAUGGCUGAACGCUCAACUGUCAGUAUUGAGAAGAAAUCAUUGCAGCGACUGGCCUUUGUUGUUCCGUUAGUCUCAGCGUUUCUGUACCUAUCAUAUCAGAUGUUGUUUGGACCUUGCACCAUCAGUUUACAAGGACUGAAGGUAACAGGUGACCUUGAUUUCCGUUUCACUUCACCAGAUGGUAAACCACUGCUGUCUGGUCACUUUGAUUUUGGCCACCCACGUCCAGACAGCAUGGACUACGGGCAGACAAUUAUUGAUCGUAUGGACUAUUGUUCAUCAGAAUAUGAGUACAAUACAGGUUGUAUUGAAGAGACUCACAACCAGAGAAUUCGCAUCACCUAUGAGAGAACAAGUGAGGGAGAGUGCUACAGUGUUGUUCGCGAAGGUCUGCGCUGUCCAACACAGGAGGUGAAAGACUGCUUUGACAUGAGGGGAGCUCACUGGUAUGGAGGCUUUCAAUCCCACACACAGCCAUGGCCACUUGACAAGUCUCAGCUAGCAUCAGCUCCAUACAUUUCCACUGACCUAGGAUCUCAUGGCCUGGGCAUCGGUGGUGUGUUGGAGCGCUUUUUCUUUAACUCUAAUGGAGUUGGUAUCUUUGUGGCGCACGAGGUGCCUCUCUUUGUGAGUUUGAAUCCUCUGGGAGAUCACCGUCUGUGCUUUUCUGCCAGGUAUGAUGAAGGCUACUAUAGAAAUGGUGGAGUCUCUCUACCAGUGCUGAAUUAUACAAUAUGUCAUGCUGCUAAUGUUCGCAAAAUCUACAACUACAUGUCUCGUAGAUUUAUUUCCCAUCCCCAAGACAUCCCAGAUUCGCAUUUGUUUAGGCAUCCUGUAUGGUCUACUUGGGCCAUGUUCAGCAAGAACAUUACGCAGGAAAAAGUUCUCAGCUUUGCAGCCAACAUUACCAGAUUUAAUUUUCCAGCAUCACAGCUAGAAAUUGAUGAUGAGUGGACUCAUCAGUAUGGUGAUCUGGAGUUUGACGAGAACAAAUUUCCAGAUGCUGCAGCUAUGGUUAGACAGCUGAACAAACUAAGCCUACGUGUUACACUAUGGACACAUCCUUUCCUGAAUCUAGAUUCAAAGGCAUUUUUGGAGGCAUCUCAUGCACAUUUUGUGAUUGGGACCAGGGGAAGCCUUAAUCCUGCAUUAGUCAGGUGGUGGAAUGGAAAUAUGGCAGGUCUUCUAGAUGUGACUAACCCAGCAGCUGUUCAGUGGUACUUGAAACGUCUGGAGAUACUAAGAAAUAAGUACAACAUAAGUUCCUUCAAAUUUGAUGCAGGAGAGGCCUUUUUUGUACCUGAGGCCUACCAGACAUUUCAACCAAUGUUAAGUCCAAACACAUACAGUCAAAGGUGGGCAGAGCUUGCAUACCAAGCUGAUCCCCAUGUCCGACACCAGGAGGUGCGUGUAGGAUGGGCAUCUCAGUCAUUGCCUAUAAUUGUGCGCAUCUUUGAUCGCCGAUCAGCCUGGGAAGCACAUGAAGGUGGACUGCAGACGGUGAUUCCCGCAGUGUUAACAGCAGGUUUGGUUGGCUACCCCUUUAUUCUUCCAGAUAUGAUUGGAGGAAGCGGUGCCUACAUGGAUCAGACAUUUGGUUUAGGAAAGCUUCCUGAUCGAGAGCUAUUUGUGCGCUGGUUGGAGCUAAAUGCUCUGAUGCCUACCAUGCAGUUUUCUGUCCCACCUUGGUAUUAUGAUGAUGAAGUUGUCAAUAUUAGCAGACACUACAUAGAACUGCACCAGGCCUAUUCACAGACAAUCCUGGAGUUAGCACAGGAGUCUGUCUUAACUGGCUACCCCAUCAUAAGGCCACUUUGGUGGGUGGCCCCUGAAGAUGACGUGGCUCUCACCAUUAGCUCACAAUUUCUCUUAGGCAACAGUGUCUUAGUAGCUCCUGUCUUAGUUCGAGGAGCAAGGCGGCGAGAUAUUUAUCUGCCAGAAGGCACAUGGGAGGAUAAGUUGAGAGGUGACAUGAUACAAGGACCUGUGUGGCUGCAUGAUUAUGAAGUUCUUCUUGAAGAGCUACCACUUUUUGAGAAACACUGACAGUUUUAGUGACAAUAAUAAGAUUAAGAUGUUGGUAAAAAGGAUAUGGUAGUCUAUCUCUCCCAUCUUUACCCCAUUCACCCAAAGAUAAAUACUAGUAACCAAGGCAAAUAGCAGAAACUACUUUUGAUGAAACAUUCAGAUUGACCUCCUUAUGUUAUUGUAUUUAUGGCAGUGUGAUGAUUUUUGCAUUAUUGUUAUUUUUGUGGCAGUGUGAUGGUGUUAAAUACAAAUUACCUGAUGUUGCCGUACUCUUACCUGUGAUAAAAAUUAAAACUUUGCAAUUGUGCCACAUAGCAUAAUCUUAGCAGCCCAGCCCGUCCACUUGCCUUGCUGCAUGGAAUUGCCUAUCUUGUUACAAGGCAUUGCAGUGAACAGACCAGUACAAGGAAUAAGGUUACUCGCUCUGUUCAAAAUCUCUCUCUAAAAAUAGUUUGCAUCCAACUUAUGCUUUCUCCACGCUUAUUUCGACAUUACUUGACCUAUCAAAGAGCAAAAAAGACAACAUGCAAGUAAGUAAAAAUAUAACUUUAUAACUGUUUGUGAAAUGUUGAUAAAUUUUGUGCAUGUUAUUUGUAGUGCGCACUACAAACUCCAUGCACUUUAGUACUUACUACUUGGCUUGUUGCUGCUCUAGCGCAUGCACUUAUUAAACCAAGACCACAACUUUAACAAUUUCACUCACAGAUUAUUAGCAACAGAAAUAAAAUUUGGCUUGGGUCAAGUGAUUCACUUCAGCUAUCAAAGUCUAGGGAAAUCACGGCAAGGUAACAAAACUGGUUCUCUGAAUGUCGGCAAAUAUGAAUAUGAUAUGAAUGUACGUAAUAUGUACAGGUUGAAUUAUUAUGGUGAGUUUUGUGGCAUUCUUAUGCAUUCCGUUGUUACAGGUUCAUGGGAGCUGAUGGCUCCUUUGUCCCAUUUUUGCCAAAUAGUUACCCCUCGUCUUUGGAGAGAUGGUGGGAUAACUAAGUUUUUUUCUAUACUGUACCAUCAAUUUCACAUUUUGAACUGUUAUUUUUAAUGUUUCUUGGAGGUAUGAAUGUAUGAAAUGGACUUAUGUGAUAUGUAAUAACAUACCAUAGGACCAUCAUUCUACUUCUGUCAUCUUUACCUCCCAUGAUAAAUCAGGUAGCCAGCUGCUGUGUGGACAAGAAGCGUUUUCCACCCACAAGUGAACCAGUGACUUUCUACUCUGCAAUUAAGUGUUGCCUUCCCAAAAGUUGUGUCACCAAAUUUGAACAAUAUUUUGUGACAAGUUUGUUAUCCGUUUCUGAAACAAGUUUUCCUUAACAAAGACAAAUUAAAAGACUAAGAUUAAUGGUUGAGAUACAUGAUCUCACAUCCUGACUGCACUUGUGAUUUUUAGUGCUAGAUUUGUUUUUUACCUUUGACAUACUGCACCAGAGGUAUUUAGUACAUAAUGGUGCCCACUACACUUUAAGAGUGCUCUCAAAAUAAUUUGUUGAUAAAAAUACUUCAGCAUCAGUGAAACCAUAUUUCAAUGUUUAUUUAAAAAUUCCAUGGAGUCAAAAUGCCUGUUUAUAUCCUAGAGUAUGACAUGUAUCUGUGUGUGCAUUUAUUGAGUUUUUCAGGUUUCAGGAAAGUUAUGUACUUGUGUUAAAAGCACUUGUACCUCCUCUCCCCCCUAAAAAAAAUCCCUCUUCCUUUGACAAAAUCUGUUGUAUGACUUUGUUAUUGUAGGAUGGAAACAUUAACUGCUCAUUAUUUUGUGUAAUCACCUUAAAUUGUGAAUUGUCAGUUCUAGUUGAAAGACAGAAAAGCCAUUAAUUGGUGGUCACCAAUUUUACAUUUGUGUUAAGUAACAGUUUGCAGUUAUUGUUUGCAUUUAUCAGAAAUUAGUUUAUGACAUUGAAUUUGACAGGUAUUUAUGUAUGAUUCUGGAUGAAAUAAAAGCUAUUGCCCAGUU